GAAAAUUGUGCGCGGAGCGCAUUCUAACAGUGAUCGUAGUACGUGCCACACGUACGUGCGCAGUGUUUUUCUGUUCGGUUAAUUCGGUAAUCGGUAACAAUGACCGGUCGCGGUAAGGGAGGAAAGGGAUUGGGAAAAGGUGGUGCGAAGCGUCACAGGAAGGUGCUCCGUGAUAACAUCCAGGGUAUCACCAAGCCGGCGAUUCGUCGUCUGGCGCGCAGGGGCGGCGUGAAACGUAUCUCCGGUCUCAUAUACGAGGAGACCCGCGGUGUUCUCAAGGUUUUCCUCGAGAACGUCAUCCGCGACGCGGUAACCUACACGGAGCACGCCAAGAGGAAGACCGUCACCGCCAUGGACGUUGUGUACGCUCUGAAGCGCCAGGGCCGCACCCUCUACGGUUUCGGCGGUUAAGUUGAGUUCGGUCUCGUAUACUUUUGUAUACAUGACACACUAACAAAAAAAGGCCCUUUUCAGGGCCGCAUAUGUUUCGAUAAUAAAAAUAAAACGUUAUCA
Molecule: messenger RNA, 513 nt
Organism: Pieris napi
Lineage: Eukaryota; Metazoa; Arthropoda; Insecta; Lepidoptera; Pieridae
Product: histone H4
Exons: 1
Coding region: 100-411 (103 amino acids)
Biological process (GO): nucleosome assembly
Cellular component (GO): nucleosome
Molecular function (GO): protein heterodimerization activity; structural constituent of chromatin; DNA binding
Source: RefSeq, a predicted model, not a curated record